Messenger RNA from Zychaea mexicana, 729 nucleotides. RefSeq lists its product as uncharacterized. NCBI's taxonomy places the organism in Eukaryota, Fungi, Mucoromycota, Mucoromycetes, Mucorales, Lichtheimiaceae. The record is from RefSeq and is a predicted model, not a curated record. Gene Ontology annotation, biological process: vacuolar protein processing. The transcript has 5 exons. Gene Ontology annotation, cellular component: intracellular membrane-bounded organelle. The coding region runs from base 36 to 569 and encodes 177 amino acids.
UACUACUUUACCCUCGUUAAUCUUCUAUUAAUACCAUGGCAAAUGCAUCAGCCAAGAAACUCGCAAUAGCGAACAACAAAAUCUUGGAUAACCUUCGUAUAGGUUUCAUGGUGGUUCAUCUUUUGUUCAUUGGAUAUCGUAUUAUCUACAACUGGCCCACGUUUACCACGGCACAACUCGCGCUUUAUAUCUUGACGACGGGUGUAUCCAUGUUUAUGUACAGCACACUUGAGACCACUGGCCGCCCGUAUUAUGAUGCAACAGGCACUCUGAUCAAGAGUGGUGAUGAUAUGAAUGCUGAAGGAUUGACUGCAUACAUGUUUGACAUUAUCUAUGUCACUUGGUUUACGCAGAUAAUGGUCGCCUUUGUUUCCACCAAAUUUUGGUAUACCUUCCUCGUGAUUCCAGGAUAUGCUAGCUACAAGCUUUUCCCAAUGAUCUUGUCGUAUAUUCGCCAGAACAGAUCUGGAGGAGAGGGUUCUGCUAAAGGAGCAGAGGGAUCCAAAUCGAAACGUCAGGCCAAGAUGGAAAAGAGAUCUAACAAAGGAAAUGUAAAAUACGUUCGAUAAAGAAAAAUCAUUUGUAUGUAUAUAUCAAUACAUAAUAACUUCUCUCCACGACUGCGGAUUGCACUAGUUUAUAUCAAUUGUACUCUUACAACAAACAUAAAUUCAAUUAUGUGAUACCUUUCUAUUUGGUUUUCAUAGUCCAUAAUUUCUUCUCACGAAC